Molecule: messenger RNA, 543 nt
Organism: Cryptomeria japonica (Japanese cedar)
Lineage: Eukaryota; Viridiplantae; Streptophyta; Pinopsida; Cupressales; Cupressaceae
Exons: 4
Coding region: 1-543 (180 amino acids)
Source: RefSeq, a predicted model, not a curated record
AUGAGUGUUGCAAAGCUUGAUGAGAUGUUAGCUAUACAAAAGACUCUGAAAGAGAAGAUUGGAUUAGGAUUUGAAAUUGGUGAAUGCUCACAUCAGAAAACUAAAGACAAAAUCAAAUCUAAUUCAGUUGAGAAGAAAGAACAUGUUCAGCCUGCUAAAGAAAAGCAAGUCCGGAAUCAAAAAGAAAAACCCCCAGUCAAGAAGCCUAAUAGUCAAACGUACUUUUCUUUUAAUGCGUCAAAGUCCAACGUUGUUGUCGGAGGAGAUGGAGGAGGAGGUGAUGGGGGAGAGGGAGGUGGGGGAGGAGGUUUUUGUGGAGCAGGACGAGGGGGAGGGAGUGGGGGUGGAUUUGGAGGUGGAGGUGGUGGAGGAGGACGAUUACAAAGGAGAGAGGAUAGGGAGGCAAAGAUUGUAGCUAGGGAUAUCCAACUUUUUGCACAGGAGGCUGAGUUGACUAUAGUGAUGCAAGAGAGAGAUGAUCUGGCGGAUAGAUUGAGGGAGUUGCAGGAUAGAGGAAGAGUUGUAGCUAAAGCACAGGUCUGA